Messenger RNA from Chlorella variabilis, 893 nucleotides. RefSeq lists its product as hypothetical. The coding region runs from base 1 to 501 and encodes 166 amino acids. The transcript has 5 exons. Lineage: Eukaryota; Viridiplantae; Chlorophyta; Trebouxiophyceae; Chlorellales; Chlorellaceae. The record is from RefSeq and is a predicted model, not a curated record.
AUGAAGGGGCUGUGGGGUUCGCUGGUCCUGCUCUGCCAGGCCGCCGCGCUAUUCCAGUCUGCGGUCAGCGCGAGCUGGAGUGCCAUGUGGUACAUGCCCAUCGCCCUGGUCUCCGCUGUGCUGCGCCACCUGCUGCCUGGCUGCGACGGUCGCUGCGACGGCAGCGCCCGCUUCUACGAGGGCGUCGUGAAGCACUUGCGCAAGCAGCCUAAGGAGCACCGAUUCAGCUACCAGGUGCGCAUGGCGGUGGUGGACCUAGACAACGCACCCAGCUGGUGGAAGCGCUCCAAGAACGAGAACAUGACGGCGGCAGAGGCCCGGCGGCUGGCGGGCACCGCAGGCCCGGUGCGGCUGCUCACCCACCCAUCCAGCGCGGGCUACACCCAGAACCCCAUCUCUGUCUACUACUGCUACAACGCAGACAGCAGCCAGCUGGAGCAGUGCAUAGCAGAGGUGACCAACACGCCCUGGGCGGAGCGGGUCACCUUCCUCUUCAGGUAAGGCAGGGAGCUCCAACUUCAGCUACCACGCUUUCUUUUUUGUCGGCCUCCACAACACGAGCUGAGAGCUGGCAGGAUCCCUCCUCGCUCGGCACACGGCAUGUACGGCGCGGAGGCCUGUGGCCCGUUACACAUCACCACAGCGCCCCCCCACCGGCUGCCACAGCAGCAGCACCACUCAGGCCACCGCCGCGCCUGCCCUUGCACGGCGCAUGCAGGCCCGGCGGCGAGACGGUGCCCAAGGCGCUGCAUGUGUCGCCGCUCAUGGACAUGCGCAGCACGUGGCGCAUAAAGGCCACCGAGCCCCGCGAGCGGCUGUUCCUGUCGGUGGGCUGCUCUCACCCAGAGCACGGCGACUUCUUCCUGGCUUCCUUUGACGCCCGCAUCAGCAGC